UUUUGUACAAUAAUAAUAUUAAUAUUACCAUUUAACUCAUAUAAAAUAGCUAUGCAAUAAAAAAAUGCCUUUUUUCUUUAUAAAUACCAACAGUUAGUUGGUUGUACACACAUUUGGCACCUACGCUCGGUAUGCGGUUGUGAUGCUACCGGAAGUAAUUGUUUAUUUAUUUGACAUUUGAAUUGAAAUGUUUGUAUUGUUAAGAUUUUUCGAUUAAUACGCAAAUUACAACAAAAUGGGUAGCGAAAAGCUACUUUUUCGGCUCGAGCAGCCCCAUGGAACGGGGGAUAUUUAUAUUGCGUGGCAAAAAGGGUCGGGGAUGUAUUUGGCUACAACUGGUAUAGAUGCAAUAGUUAAUAUAUUUGAUAGGCAAGGAGAUGUGAAGGAGAGAAUUAAACUGCCGAGCUUGUGUACUGGGCUUGGUUGGGACUCUGACGGUGAUCUUUUGGGUGUCAUAAGUUCCCAACCACAGUUGAUAUUGUGGGAUUCUAAUUCAAUGAAAAAAUUGACGAUUGAUGUGGGGUUAAAGGACUAUUUGUCGUGUUUGAUUUGGUCCCCGGUGAGUCCUAUUUUGGCGGUUGGGACUUCAAAAGGGAAUGUUUCUAUUUACAAUCAUAACACGUCGAGGAGGGUGCCUAUAAUUGGGAAACACUCCAAAAAAAUUACAUGUGGGGUUUGGAAUACAGAUAAUAUUCUGGCUUUGGGGUCUGAGGAUAAAACCAUUUCUGUUAGUAAUUUGGAGGGGGAUACUUUGAGGGUUAUUAACUUGAGAGCCGAGCCAAUGGAUAUUCAGUUUUCUGACAUGAAAAGAGAUGAAAGAAUAGCCGGACAAAAUACAGUAAGUGUUAUAGUAGGUAAAAGAACCCUAUUUCUGUACAAUCUAAUGGACCCAGAAAACCCCAUUGAACUAGCAUUUCAACAGCACUAUGGUAGCAUAGUGGUGUACAAAUGGUAUGGGGAUGGUUACAUAUUAAUAGGGUUCAGUUCUGGAUUUUUUAUCGCCAUAUCCACCCACAUAAAGGAGGUUGGACAGGAACUGUUUCAAGUUAGAAACCACAAAAAUACGCUAACCGACAUUACGAUUUGCGAAAAAAUCGGCAAGGUUGCUUCAUGCGGCGACAACAAUGUGAAAAUCCAUGAUCUCUCAAAUCUGAAGGAAGUGUCCAGCGUUUUGACUCUGGCGCAAGAAAGCGGUUUGGAAAGGGUGGGUUGGAGCGUCGAUGGUCAGUUACUGGGUGUUUGCACAAAAGGCGGUUCUCUGAACGUUUACGUGUCGCAUAUGGUGACUUUGACUUCGGUUUGCGCGCCCAGAAUAGCGGUUUUGUCAAGUUUGAACGAGAUUAGUUUGUUUAAUUAUUCUGCAGAUAAGUCCAUGAUUAGACCAAUCCCAGUCACUCUAAUGGUGGAACCAAGUUUCAUAGCUGUGGGGCAGUACCAUGUAGCUGCCGGCAUGAACAACAGAAUAUGGUUUUACGAUUUAACAAAACCCCAAGUGGGCACUGAAGAUAGCCCACUUAUGAUAGGUGAUAGACAAUACCUUGGAGUGGUAACAAGCAUAUGUUUGAAUCCAGAAUAUGCCUCUGUGAUGUUUGAGGGAAGCCUACAACUACACAUGAUUGAACAACCCGAAGUUUGUCACGAAGACCGCGAAACCAUAAUGUUUCCGAACGCUUCUACGAAGCAGUGCGUAAUCACCUGCCACGCCCUUACGACCGAUUUUUUGGUCUACGCAACCGACAUGGGACAAAUAACCUAUUUUCACAUCGAGGAUUGGGCAGUGGCGGGGGAAUUCUCGCACGAAGUUGGCAUCACUGACUUGUACGUGGAUCCGGCCGGUGCCCGAUUGGUCUUUCUCGACAUCAGGGGCAAGGGAUACGUUUACAACGCCUUCACGAAUAAAUCACUUGAGAUACCGGAUCUCCCAAGCAAAAUAAACGGCGUGACGUGGGACAGUAACAUCUCGGACAGAAACAUUUUCAUAGUGUACGACGAAAACGAAAUUUUCACCUACAUUUACGUGAAAUUUUCAAUCGAUGGACCAAAGGUGAUUAAAGUGGGCGUUACCGGUCUAGUUUCGAAACAAUUGCCUCUACUAAUGUACGCGGGUGAGGUUAUGUCGGCGACAUCUGGCGGCCAGUUGUCGCAACUGGCUCUAAGCACCCACGAUUCCGUUCAGAGUGGUAUUAAUGAGAGAGAUAGUGCCGUAUUGGAGGCUAAUUUUAAUAAACAACUUUCCCUACACAGGUUUAGUGCUGCCUGGAUAACAUGCCAAACACUUCAAGACAAAAAACUCUUUCGAAAAAUUGCUGAAGAGUGUCUAAAAUUUUUAGAAAUCGAAAUAGCCAUCAGAGCUUACAAGGAGCUGGACGACGUGUCCAUGGUGUGGAACCUGGAGACGCUGCGCGACGUUGAGGAAAGCAGGCUGCUGGCCGGACACAUUUGUAUGUACUUGAAGGAGUACGACAGGGCGCAGGAGUGGUUCAAGGCUUCGAGCAGCGCGGAGGCCGCGCUGCAGAUGCGCAGGGAUCUGCUGCAGUGGGAUCAGGCGCUGCAGCUGGCCAGGAAAACGGCCACCGAUCAGAUCGCCAUGAUCAGCAGGGAGUACGCGCAGCAGCUGGAGUUUACUGGGAAUUACCCUGAGGCCUUGAUGCAUUACGAGAAUGCUUUGCAGGAGAAUCUCGGGCCUGCUCAUAUACACACUUGUAAAACAGGUAUCGCUCGGUCGAACCUGCACUGCGGCAACUACCGCCACGGCAUGAGCAUAGCGCUGGAACUGGACAGCAAGCAGCUGCGAAAAGAGUGCGCCGACAUCCUCGAGCGGAAAAACCAGCUGCACGAGGCGGCAACCCUGUACGAAAAGUGCGGGAUGUACGACAAGGCUGCUUCGAACCACAUCAAGCUGAAGAACUGGACGAAGGUGGGGGAAAUCCUGCCCGAAGUGACGUCCAGCAGGAUCCUGCUGCAGUACGCGCGCGCCAAAGAGGCGGAGGGCAGCUACGAGGAGGCCCUGGACGCCUACGCCAAGGCCAAGGACUUCGACGCGGCCAUCAGGCUGCAUUUGGAGCACCUGAACAAUCCGGAAAUCGCGGUGGAUUUGGUGCAGGAGACCAAAAGCGUCGAAGGGGCUAAGCUCGUAGCAAAAUUUUUCCAAAACUUAAACGACACCUCCUCGGCCAUAAGGUUCCUGGUGCUAUCGAAAUGCACCGAGGAUGCCUACGAGUUGGCCAAAAAAACCAACAAGAUGGAAUUGUACGGGGAAAUAUUACUGAGCACCUUUUCCGAGGACGAAACCAAACCGUCGGACUUUUCCGGCAUCGCGCAAUACUUCGAGAACGAUAAAAAUUUCAUUCAAGCCGGCAAGUACUGGUUCCAUGCCAGGUCAUACCAAAAAGCCAUGAGGUUGUUGCUGAAAGCGGCGAAAUCGAACGCCAAAGAAAACGACGCCCUCACAAUAGCCAUAGACGUGGUGGCUUCGUCGAAAGACGAGCUGCUAGCUUCGCAGCUGAUAGAGUAUUUGUUGGGCGAAACCGACGGUCUCCCCAAGGACCCCAAGUACCUUUUCAGGCUGUACAUGGCCAGAAAGCAGUUUAAACUGGCGUCCAAGUCCGCGAUCAUCAUCGCCAACGAGGAGCAGAUAAACGGAAAUUACAGGAACGCGCACGACGUGCUCUUCGCGAUGUAUCAAGAGUUAAAGCAGAACGGGAUCAAAAUACCGCAGGAGAUGCACUUGAAUUUGAUGCUACUGCACAGUUAUAUUUUGGUGCGGUUGCACGUGAGGCGGGGGGAUCACCUGAAGGGGGCCAGGAUGCUGAUCAGGGUGGCCAACAGCAUAUCGAAGUUCCCUUCGCAUGUCGUGCCGAUCUUGACCUCGACCGUGAUCGAGUGCCAUCGCGCCGGCCUGAAGCAGGCGGCGUUCAAGUACGCGACGAUGCUGAUGAGACCGGAGUACCGGAAGGGGAUCGAUCAGAAGUACGCGAAAAAAAUCGAGGCGGUGGUCCGGAAGCCGCCGAGGAACGGCGAGUGCGGGGACCGCGUCGAGCCGCUAAGUCCGUGUCCGUAUUGCGAGAAUAUGGUUCCGGAAACCGAGAUCGAUUGCAAUGGGUGCAAGAAUCACAUACCGUUUUGCAUAGUGACGGGUAGACAUAUAGUUACCACGGACUUGACAGCUUGUCCAGAGUGCGAUUUUCCCGCUCUAAGAUCGGAAUUUGUAGAAGUUUUGGAUAGCGAAGAUUCUUGCCCGAUGUGCUCUGAAAAAGUUGAUUCCCGAAGACUACCGAAAAUAACCGAUCCAAACUUAUACUUAAAUAUUGAAUGAUCUCUAUUUUUAUACAGUUUACAGCUUUUAAUGUUGAUUUUAUUAGAUCUCGUUUAUUUAUUUUUUAUUUAGUUGGUAAGUGAAAAAAUACUCGUCCGUCCAAUUGAUUGUUGGUUUUGUUAAUUAGAUUUGUAGUUUUUCUGUAAUUAUUUGUUGACUAAUAAAUUGGUUUAACGAUUUUCGUUUUUUGUUGAUUCCCUUUGUCAUCC
Brassicogethes aeneus is the source of this 4524-nucleotide messenger RNA. Lineage: Eukaryota; Metazoa; Arthropoda; Insecta; Coleoptera; Nitidulidae. The record is from the annotation of a GenBank genome assembly.